GGGGUCAGUUACCCCGAGGGGCGGAGCCACCCGCCGGGUUUGCAAAGACGGGGGGGGGGAGGGGCUUUUCUAUUCCCCGCUCACGGGAACGUCUCCGCGCAGGUUUCCCCGGGGGACGUUCCUGGGGGCGCACCAGGGUCAGGCCCAGAGACCCCGGAGCUGAGGCUCCCCCGCCCCGCGCUGGCCCCGGCGUCUCUCCGCCAAUCAGGGAGCGGGGCGUUCUGACGCGCACCCCCCUCCGCCAAUAGAAGGCCGCGCGUGAGAGAGAGCCCGGCGCUUCUCAGCGUGCCCGGGGAGGGCUAGCGCGGGAGGACGGGGAUAUGGGGCACUUCCGCUUCCUGCGGCUGGGGGGGCUCGUUGCCUUGGCAGCCUGACACGUCACUUCCGCUGUGAGGAGAGUCGAACUACGCUGGGCGGGGCGCCUCUCGCUCGAGCCCAGGAUAUUGGGUUGAGCUUCCUGGGUCAGACACUGCUGCCUGCAUUGUGAUCUGGGAAUCAAGACUGAGCAGCUGCUGCUCCCCUGACGGAGUCAAGGCUAGGGAGUGACCUUAAGUAAAGCCUUCUCUGUGCCCAGACAAGGCUGCAGCGCAACAUCCAUGUUUUGCUCCAAAUCAUUCCGUCCUUCAAGGGACCAGAAAAGGGAAAUGGCUGCAGUGGAGCCAGUUGAGGGGCUGAUGACCUUCGAGGAGGUGGCUGUGUAUUUCACCAGGGAAGAGUGGACUCUGCUGGACCCUGCUCAGAGAGCCCUCUACAGAGCCGUCAUGCAGGAGAACUAUGAGAAUGUGACCUCGUUGGCAGGGUUUCCAGUUUCUAAACUUGAUGUCCUCUCCCACCUGGAAAAAGGGGAAGAGUUCUUUUCCACAGAUCUCCAGGACUCAGAGGAAAGAAAGCUCUUGAGAAGCAGCUAUACAGGUGAGGGGAUGGUGAGAGAGACCAUGGAGCAGAAUCCUCAACAGGAAGACGAUGAAGUGGAACCACAGGGGGCAUUAUUGCAAAGAUGCAGAGGGAGUGUGUCCAGGAGUUGUGAGCAGGGAAAAGCCUGUGAGAGUCAGCACAGGCCAGAGAAGCAGCAGGGAAACCAGCCAAUGCAGAAAGUUGGUAAAUCUGUUAAUUAUCAGGGAACUCACAAAGGCCACGAGGAAACCACGGCCCAGCAGAGAAUCCUGACGGGAGAGAGAAAUAACACAUGUGUUGAAUGUGGGAAAAAGUUCAGUAGGCGCUCACACCUUGUUAAACAUGAGAGAAUCCAUAAAGGGGAGAAACCCUAUGAAUGCAGUGAGUGCGGGAAAACCUUCCCUCAGAGCUCAGCCCUUAUUAGUCAUCAGAGGAUCCACACUGGGGACAAGCCAUAUGAAUGUUGUGAGUGCAGGAAAACCUUCCUUCGGCACUCUGAUCUUAUUAGACAUCACAGGAUCCACACAGGGGAGAAACCUUAUGAAUGCUGUGCAUGUGGGAAAACCUUCGCUGAGCGCUCAAACCUUAUUGACCAUCAGAGAAUCCACACAGGGGAAAAACCCUAUAGAUGCUGUGAGUGCGGGAAAACCUUCUCUCAGAGAUCAACCCUUACUAACCAUCAAAGGAUCCACACAGGGGAGAAACCCUAUGAAUGCUGUGAGUGUGGGAAAAUCUUUGCUCGGAGCUCAGCCUUAAUUAACCAUCAGAGGAUCCACACAGGGGAAAAACCCUAUAAAUGCGGUGAGUGUGGAAAAACCUUCGCUUGGAGCUCAGCCUUAAUUAACCAUCAGAGGAUCCACACAGGGAAGAAACCCUAUGAAUGCUGUGAGUGUGGGAAAACUUUCACUGAGCACUCAAACCUUAUUAAGCAUCAGAGGAUCCACACAGGGGAAAGACCCUAUGAAUGCUGUGAGUGCGGGAAAACUUUCACUGAGCGCUCAACCCUUAUUAAGCAUCAGAGGAUCCACACAGGGGAAAGACCCUAUGAAUGCAGAGAGUGUGGGAAAACCUUCCCUCAGAGCUCAGCCCUUACUAGCCAUCAGAGGAUCCACACUGGGGACAAACCAUAUAAAUGCUGUGAGUGCAGGAAAACCUUCCUUCAGCACUCACACCUUAUUAGACAUCAGAGGAUCCACGCAGGAGAGAGAUCCUAUGAGUGCUCUAAGUGCGGGAAAUUCUUCCAUCAAAGCUUAGCCUUUAUUUAUCAUCAGAGAAGCUGCAAGAGAGAGAAAUGCCAUAAAAACCUUGUCUAGAGCUGAGGAAAGAUUUUAUUUUCCGUUUGCUAAUUCCCACAUAAUGAGCUUAAAGGAAGCAUUGUGUCCCCAUGGUCUUUCAGUUCCCCCAGCUGAGUUAUGUGCUUUUCCCUUUUGUAGCUCACCCUCCCUUGGGGGGAAUCCCACCGUCUUUUUCAGCAACUCCUUUGUCCUCUGUCAUGGAAGUGUGUUUCCCUCCAAUUGGAAUUUCAGUCAAUCCCAGGUGGGGGAACCAGGAGUGACCUCAACUAGGUACAUGGAGGCCUACAUGGGCCUUGACUCCACUAGGAUUUUCCAUGGAGUUAGCUAGCUUCAAUUACAUAUCCUAAUGUAAAAACACAAGUAUUUUUUCAAUUAAAAAAUACCCCAUAUAUGGUGGCCAAGAUAAUUUAGAAAAUUUCCUCAACACCUGGCAUAACCUCCAUCACUUUUCCUAGUCUAAACAUAUUUGGAGUAUCACAUUUAUACUUUUCCUCCCACUGCAAAGAAAUUGUUAGUCACCAGGUUCCCAUACUAGGGACAGAUUGUCUCAUUCCCAGUUAUUCUCACAUUACACUGGGUUGUGUUGAAUGUUUUUCUACCAUUUUUUCAUAUUAAAUAUAUUUAAAUAUAACAAAGAGAAGGAGCAGGAUUAGAGAUGGCGGGGGGGAGGGAGAUUUCAACCUCUGAGACACCUGAAGAAGAAGUGGUGAGUUGGAGGGAUUCUCACAUUCCGAAUUACCCCAGCAAUGUUUCCUGUGUUUGAGCCAGAUAGAAUUUAUCUUCUCCACUUUCUACACCUCCACCUGUCAUUAUGUCUUAUGAUUCAGUGUUCUCAGCCCUCUACUUGGGAAUCACAUUUUAUUUUCUUUGAUCAUAAAACAGUAUUUUCGAAACUGAGAUGACAGUGUCACAGACUUGCAAGGGGAAUUUGAAUGGAUGUCAAACACAGCAUGAUCACUGGGAGUUGAAAUCCCAGUUUCCAACUGUUAGGAAAGCCUCUUCUAGGAUUUUUCCUACUGAGAUGAGCUUGUUUGCAGAUGGAGAGGUUGAGUUUGUUUUGUUCAGUUUUCCAUUGGGAUGAUGCUAGAACUUUUGAAAAUAAAGCUAGGGCUGGCAAGCAAAUAAAAAAAUUAAUCAUGAUUAAUCGCGCAAUUAGUUGCACUGUAAAUAAAUGGUAUUCUAUUAGUCUUUAAAAUAUUCUUGGAUGUUUUCUAUAUUUUCAAAUAUAUUGAUUUCAAUUGCCACACAGAAUACAAACUGAACAGUGCUCACUUUAUAUUAUUUUAUUACAAAUAUUUUCACAGUAAAAUAGAAAAUAAAUAGUAUUUUUCAAUUCACCUAAUACAAAUAAUGUAGUACAAUCUCUUUAUCAUGAAAGUUGAACUUGCAAAUGUAAAAUUAUAUACAAUAAAUAAUUGCACUCAAAAAUAAAAUAUAAAACUUUAGAGCCAACAAGUCUACUCAGUCCUAGUUCUUGUUCAGUUUGUUUGUUUACAUUUGCAGGAGGUAAUGCUGCCUGCUUCUUGUUUACAGUGUCAUCUGAAAGUGACAACAGGUGUUUGCAUGGCACUGUUGUAGCUGGCGUCGCAAGAUAUUUACGUGCUAGAUGCACUAAAGAUGCAUAUGUCCCUUCAUGCUUCAACCAUCCUUCCAGAGGUCAUGCGUCCAGGCCAAUAACGGGUUCUGCUUGAUAACGAUCCACUGCAGUGUGGAUCAACACAUAUUCAUUUUCAUCAUCAGAAUCAGAUGCCACCAGCAGAAAGUUGAUUUUCUUUUUUGGUGGUUCAGUUCUGUAGUUUCUGCAUUGAAGUGUUGCUCUUUUAAGACUUCUGAAAGCAUGCUGCACACCUCAUUCCUCUCAGAUUUUGGAAGGCACUUCAGAUUCGUAAAACUUCGGUCGAGUGCUGGAACUAUCUUUAGAAAUCUCACCACUGGUACCUGCUUUGCGUUUUGUCAAAUCUGAAGUGAAAGUGUUCUUAAAACGAACAACAUGUGCUGGGUCAUCAUCCAAGAUUGCUAUAACAUGAAAUAUAUGGCAGAACUGGGGUAAAACAGAGCAGGAGACAUACAAUUCUCCCCCAAUUUGUUCAGUCACAAAUUGAAUUAAUGCAUUUUUUGAAUGAGCGUCAUGAGCAUGGAAGCAUCUCAUCUGGAAUGGUGGCCGAAGCAUGAAGGGGCAUACGAAUGUUUAGCAUAUCUGGCACAUAAAUACCUUGCAA
Messenger RNA from Malaclemys terrapin pileata, 4408 nucleotides. Its product is annotated as zinc finger protein 501-like. The transcript has 6 exons. Bases 597 to 2207 code for a protein of 536 amino acids. NCBI's taxonomy places the organism in Eukaryota, Metazoa, Chordata, Testudines, Emydidae. The record is from RefSeq and is a predicted model, not a curated record. Gene Ontology annotation, molecular function: DNA-binding transcription repressor activity, RNA polymerase II-specific. Gene Ontology annotation, biological process: negative regulation of transcription by RNA polymerase II.